AUGGAGACUGACAGCUACACCUCAAGCCCAGCCACAACUGACUGGGUUGGGACAGUGGCGGGCCUGGAGGGGAUGGUCCCUCAGGAGCAGGGAGGAGGGGGCUCGUCCAGCAGCCCCGCGUCCUGGUACGUGCCGUACUCACUGGGCUUCCAGGUGUCGCUCACAGCCUUCCUCAUGCUGGAGCUGGUGUUGGGUUUCAGCAGCAACCUGACAGUGCUAGUGCUCUACUGCUCUCAAUCCAAUUUAGUGGACUCAGUGAGCAAUAUGGUGACUGUCAAUCUGCACGUGCUGGAUGUGGUGGUGUGUGUGCUGUGUCUGCCCCUCACUCUGGUGGUGGUGCUGCUGCCUCCAGGACCAAACCUGGCCCUGCUCUGCUGCUUCCAUGAAGCCUGUGUCACCUUUGCGAGCAUCGCCACAGCCAUCAACAUCCUGGUUAUCAGCUUGGACCGAUAUGACAUUUCAGUGCGGCCAGCCAACAGGCUUCUCACGACACGCAGAGCGGCGCUGCUCCUGGUUGCUGUCUGGGUCACCUCAGUAGCUGUGUUUUUUAUCCCAUUCUUGGAGGAUCAGUGGUCCAGUGGAGAGGCAUCAGAGGAGAAAGGGCAAGUGCCUCCCUUGUCUUUGUCCUCAUAUGGCAUCAGUGCCACAGUGGUGCCAGCAUGGCGUAACCGGACACUGCUGUGUGUUGGUGGGCAGGGCUAUCACACAAGGCUGGGUAUGUACUAUCAUCUUAUCCUGCAGAUACCCAUCUUCUUCACCACUGUGGCAGUCAUGCUGUUCACCUACUCCAGAAUACUGAGGGCUUUGAACAUCCGCAUUGGCUCCCACAUGAAGAAGAAUCAGCGAUUCAGAGGCCCCUCCUGCAGCGGGCACAACAAGAGACAGAAAAAGAAGAAAGCAGGGCCCAGAAUGAUCGAUGGUGGGGAGGUAGGAGGGGAGCAGUGCACCACAGAUGGUACCAAGCAGCUCAGCCACCCACCCCUCAUUCCAUCCCCUUCCCCUACCCCCACAGCUACCUCCCCCCCUGCCUUGUCCUCAUCUGCCCCGCUGGUCAUCUCUGACAUGGGUGCGGCCACCCCCAUGCCAGCCACCAUGGGUGUUCAGGCCUCCGUGUCAGCCAUCAUUGCCUUGCGGAGGGCGGUGCGGCGACACAGGGAUAGGCGAGAGCGCCAGAGGCGAGUGUUCAGGAUGUCCCUCAUCAUCAUUACCACCUUCCUGGGUUGUUGGGCUCCCCUCUCUGUGACCAACGUGCUAAUCCUUGGCAUUGGCCCCAGUGAUGCCCUGAUCAGCCUGCGCCUCUGGUUCCUAGCCCUAGCUUAUGGCACCACUGUCUCCCACCCACUGCUCUAUGCUUUCACCCGACAGAAACUGCGCCGGGCCCUACGUGCCAAGGUUAAAAAGAGGGUGGUGUCCCUGCUCCAAGUAGACCCUUCACCAGGGGGCACUGUCAUACACAACUCCUGGGUGGAAAACAGAAAAACCAGCCGGCAGGUGCGGCUGGAAGCAAGCGAAGGUACUGACCGUUGCCUGGCAGAGGCCCUGUGA
Molecule: messenger RNA, 1545 nt
Organism: Seriola dumerili (greater amberjack)
Lineage: Eukaryota; Metazoa; Chordata; Actinopteri; Carangiformes; Carangidae
Product: probable G-protein coupled receptor 22
Exons: 1
Coding region: 1-1545 (514 amino acids)
Biological process (GO): G protein-coupled receptor signaling pathway
Cellular component (GO): membrane
Molecular function (GO): peptide binding; G protein-coupled receptor activity
Source: RefSeq, a predicted model, not a curated record